AUGACGUCACGCAGUGUAAAACUUUCGCCACGCAGCGCGCCGUAGCGCACGCUCCCAACGUCGCCACGUGGAUCUCCUCUCUCCCCUCGCUCCCCUCUCUCCCCUCUCUCCCUCAGCGCGCUUCUCGGACCCCCGUACAUCUCCUCGGCACCCUUGUCUACCCCCUCGUAGGCCCCGUUCCCUCCGAACCCCGAGUGCGGCCUAGUACUCCGUCCCGCGCCGACGCGGAGCCUGCGGUCUUUCCUAGCGGCCUCCGCCCGGUGGAAGUGGCGGCUGACCUGGCCGCCCCCGAGCCUGGCGGACCGGUCUCGUUUAUCUCUCGUGUCUCGUUGUCAUUGUGUCUUUCUCGGGGAGCUUCGGCGCGAUGGUGUCGCGCAAGGUGAAGGUGUGCACGGCCCUCGGCCUCUCCUACGCGCUGCUACUGGCGGCGUUUCUCUGGCUGGACGUGACGGCUCGGCCCGCGGGCCUCGGCGCGGCCACGCACGGGGCCGAGGACCUCAAGGAGGUCGCGGCGGCCGCGGUGGACAAGGGCCCGGUCGACGGCGGCGGCGUCGACCAGGGUGGACACCCGCAGAAGCAAGAGCAGCAGCAGCAGCAGGACGGUCAGCAGGAGGAUAAACAACAACAGCAGCAGCAGCAUCAGCAGCAGCAUCAGCAGCAGGAGGAGAAGGGAGGAGAGGCCCCGCGUCCUGCCAAGAAGGAGGAGGCCCACUCGCGGCGUGCCGAGGAGAAUGAGAUCCUCCCACCGGACCACCUCAACGGAGUGAAGAUGGAACGCGACGGGCACCUCAACAAGGACUUCCACCAGGAGGUGUUCCUGGGCAAGGAGAAGGAGGAGUUCGAGGAGGACUCGGAGCCGCGCAGGAACCGACAGAAACUCAUCGAAAUCUUCGCCAAGGUGGACAAGGACCGGGACAAGCGCAUCUCUGCGGUCGAGCUGCAGGAGUGGAUUGUGGAGAAGACGCGCGAGCACCUGCAGCAGGCGCUGGACGAGAACAAGCCACACUUUCGCACGCUCGACCCGGACGGGGACGGGCUGGUGACGUGGGACGAGUACCGCCUGCGCUACCUCGUCAGCAAGGGCUUCGACGAGAAGGACAUCGCUGAGCGCAUCCGCGACAAGCAGGAGCUCAAGAUCGACGAGGAGACUGAGGAGCUGAUGGACAACCUGAAGGAGCGGUGGAACCAGGCAGACGACGCGCCCCAGGACCAGAAGUUGAACGAGAAGGAGUUCCUCUCGUUCCAGCACCCGGAGCACAGCCGCAGCAUGCUGAGCUACAUGGUGCAGGAGAUCAUCCACGACCUGGACCAGGACAAGGACCAGCGGCUGUCGCUGUCGGAGUUUGCGUCGCUACCGCUGGGCACGGUGGAGAACCAGAAGGAGCAAGACAUCGACGACGACUGGGUGCGCGAGCGGCGCAAGGAGUUCAUCGAAGUCAUCGACUCCAACAAGGACGGCUUCAUCACACGCAGCGAGCUCGAGGAGUACAUGGACCCUACGAGCAGCCACAACGCGCUGAGCGAGGCGAAGCAGAUGAUCUCGGUGGCGGACGAGGACGAGGAUGCGCAGCUCAGCCUGGACGAGGUGCUGCGCUACAGCGAGUACUUCACGGGCAGCAAACUCGUCGACUACGCUCGCAACGUGCACGAGGAAUUCUAG
This is a messenger RNA of Lethenteron reissneri (Far Eastern brook lamprey), 1660 nucleotides long. RefSeq names its product stromal cell derived factor 4 (gene SDF4). Gene Ontology annotation, cellular component: endoplasmic reticulum. Lineage: Eukaryota; Metazoa; Chordata; Hyperoartia; Petromyzontiformes; Petromyzontidae. Gene Ontology annotation, biological process: calcium-ion regulated exocytosis. The record is from RefSeq and is a predicted model, not a curated record. Gene Ontology annotation, molecular function: calcium ion binding.